AGUUUGAGAAGUCGUGUCCAUCGGUGUGUGUGUGUGUUUGGCACUCUGAGCGACCCACAACGUGUGCUUGAAAAAGGCUUCGAAAGAACCCUGCAGGGGUACGAAGCGUCAUCCCUAGAAAAGGAGUAAUAAGAGAACGUCACUCCUCAUUCGUGUUGGCUGCUUCUGCUGAUUUCUUUCUUUGUUGGCCUUCGCCCUCCAGCUUCUCUGCUCUUGGGCCUCAUCAGCAUCUCGCGUACCCGCCGACGCAGACGUAGCUCACCCCCUCCUCCUUUUCCUUUUUUUGGCGACAUGAGCGCAUCGCUCGGCAAGGCGCUGCAGCGCUCGAAGCGUGCGGCGGAGCUGGUGGGCCGGCGUCACUACCGCGACGCAAUCGAAGAAGAGCGCAACGCCGCUCUCAACGCGGAGCUGCGACAGCAGGAGGCCGGCAGCACCAAAACCCAGCUGAAGUCCAUCUGGGAGACGAACGAUCUUGACGACUUCCUCGCCAUCGCCGACGCACGCGAGGAGGGCUACUUUGCCGAGCGCGACGUCCGCGUCGUGAUCGGAGGUCGUGUGCACGUGGUCCAGCAGGACAAGGUGGUGCCGCAGCAGAUGCCGAACGACGACGCCCACGUUGAUUGGCUGAAGCUGAGCGAGUCCCUCACCAUCCCGCGCCGCCCGCAGUGGGAUUACGCCAUGUCCGCCGACGACGUGCAGGUCGCGGAGAAGGCGGCCUUCGUCGACUGGCGUCGCUCCCUCGCGAUGUUGGAGGAGGAGCACAAAGUUCUGCUCACGCCGUACGAGCGCAACUUGGAGGUGUGGCGGCAGCUGUGGCGCGUCGUGGAGCGCGCUGACGUCGUGUCGGUCAUCCUCGACGCGCGCAACCCGCUGAUGUUCCGCUGCACUGACUUUGAAAAGUACGUCCAGGGCACCCGCAACAGCGCCGGCGAACCGAAGAAGGUCGUGCUGCUGCUGAACAAGUCAGACUUGCUGACCGAAGCGCAGCGGCGCGAGUGGGCGGCGUACUUUGAGUCACGCGGCGACACCUUCUUCUUCUUUUCCGCGCGGCCGCUGGAGGCCCUCGGCGAGGAGGGCGGCAUCGCUUCGUCACCGGCGCUGGCCGGAGAUCCGCAGAAGGAAGGGAGCGCGACAGCGGCGGAUGACGAGACAGGGAAGGAGGAUGAGGACGAGGAGACGGAGCCGCCGCUGACGGCCGCGCAGGAGCGUGCGGCGCUGGACCCGCUGAUGAAGCACAAAAAGGAAAAGUCGCGGCACAAGAAGAAGGCGCUGCGGGCGCCGGUCGAGGUGGCCAAUCCGUACGAGCUGGCAGCGAAGCGGCAGGCGUUGAAGGAGCAGGCGAACGCCCCGAAGGUGAAGGUGGAGAAGCCGCUGACGGAGGAGGAGCUCGCCCGCAAUGCGCGGGCCGCCACAGCAGCCGCCACUCACCAGCCCUGGGACGUCCUGGAUCCGGUGCAGCUGCUGGACAAAUUUGCGCUGAUGCGUGCAAAGGCGGGCGUGACGGACGAGAACACCCCACUCAUGAUUGGGCUCGUGGGGUACCCGAACGUGGGCAAGUCCUCCACCAUCAACGCCAUUAUCGGCUGCAAGAAGGUCGUCGUCAGCGCCACACCUGGCAAGACGAAGCACUUCCAGACGCUGCCGAUCCCGAACGAGCGCCGGGUGGCGCUGUGCGACUGUCCGGGUUUGGUCUUCCCUUCCUUCGCCACCACGAAGGCGCAGAUGGUGUGCGAUGGCAUCUUACCGGUCGACACCGCCACCGACACGCUCGAGGCGGUGGCGACGAUCUGUCGGCGCAUGACACGCGAGGUGCUCGAGGCGGAGAUGAACGUGUCGCUUUUGCGCGAGGACGAUGUCGACUCGAGCGAGUCCCUCGCGGAGCGGCUGCUGAAUGCGGUGGCGCGGCGCCGCGGGUACAUGGCCUCGCACGACCGGCCCAACAAGGCACGUGCCGGCAAGGAGCUGCUGAAGCUGUACGUUGACGGCUACUUCGUGUACGCGGAGCCGCCGCCAACGUAUCGGCCCAGUGCAGAUGCGCUGUCGGUUGCGGCGUACGUGGAGAAGCACGCCGCCGCCGCAACUGCACAGCACCACCGUCGCAGUGACGCUGACGAAGUAGCAGGUGAUGGAGACGAUGAGGAAGAAUGGGAGGACGACGGCGAGGAGCUGAACAGCGAGGAGGAGGAAGCGUGGGCCGACCUCGACAACGCCGACGAUGCGCGCGCGCUGAGCGAGCCCGGUGAUGACGACAACUUGUCGAUCGACAUGGAUCUCGAGGAGGCCGCGCCGCCCAUGUUCUACGCACGCCCGCACGCCCUGCGGCACACAUUGACCCGCUAUGAACUCUUCAAUUUGGAGGCGAAUGAGGCGCGUAUGGAGGCCCUGCGCCGCGUGGAGCGUCGCCGCAAGCGGCGGACGAACCACCAGCUGGAGCCGGACAUGUACACCUUCGUGAACCGACAAGGCGAGGUGGAGCUGCGCCUGGACGACGACGAUGGCGUGUUGGAGUUGGUGACUCCCACCGGUGGCCCAGUGCGACCCGCCACUAAAGCAAAGACGAAGUCGAAGCGGCAACAGCGGCGGGAGAUGAAGGGGAUGGGCAUGGGCCCGCAGAACCGCUACGGCCAGCGCAAGGGAGUGCAGGACUACUAA
Leptomonas pyrrhocoris is the source of this 2652-nucleotide messenger RNA. RefSeq lists its product as hypothetical. Bases 292 to 2652 code for a protein of 786 amino acids. Lineage: Eukaryota; Euglenozoa; Kinetoplastea; Trypanosomatida; Trypanosomatidae. The record is from RefSeq and is a predicted model, not a curated record. Gene Ontology annotation, cellular component: cytosol. Gene Ontology annotation, molecular function: GTPase activity; GTP binding. The transcript has a single exon.